Molecule: messenger RNA, 10125 nt
Organism: Dicentrarchus labrax (European seabass)
Lineage: Eukaryota; Metazoa; Chordata; Actinopteri; Moronidae
Gene: znf638
Product: zinc finger protein 638
Exons: 17
Coding region: 3425-9409 (1994 amino acids)
Cellular component (GO): nucleus
Molecular function (GO): zinc ion binding; nucleic acid binding
Source: RefSeq, a predicted model, not a curated record
GAACUCUUCCGUCAAUCAGUGCACCUUGAAUUAGUUUUAUCUUCUAAGUUAAAGCCAAGAUGUAUUUUGAAGAUCGAUAAAUUCAACUUGCUCUGUUACUUUUUAUGUCACAGUAUCAGAAUCAGAAUUACUUUAUUGAUCCCUGGGUGAAAUUAGUCUAUUACAGUAGCUCAAGGUGCUCACACAAUGUUAAAGAAUAGAAGUGGGUAAUGAUAUAAAUGUAGGUAUAUACAUGUAAGGAAAAAAAAGUACCUUUUUAUAGUAAUAAAAUAUAAACAAUAUAUGCCAAAUAUAUAUAUAAAUAUAUAUAGUAAAUGUAUGCCACAGUAGAAAUGAGAUGAGUAAUAGCAGGAACGGGUGAGGGUGAAUAUGGAAGGACAAAUGUUGCCACAUUACCAUGAAUAAUUGAAUGCAGUCCAUUACAGUAUGGGAGCAAUAAGUUGUAUCUUUCCAAUGUUUUUUUAUUCAGGCUGUGUAAUAACAAUAGAAGUUUUGAGUGGGCCCGACUCGAUUUAUUUCGCAAAACCGUUUGGCGAAACGCUUAGAAUAGUCGUAGCACUAAUGUCCCGGCCCGAGCCGCACGUUUUGAUACCUUUUUUUGUGUAUGUGCGACCGAAACGGAGUAAACACGAAAAACGAAAAACAACAGAAUAAUGCCUGUUCACAGUCAGGCUUGUUGCCAAGCAACCAGGGCCAGGCCACGGCAGUUAAGAGCAGUUGAGCGCAGAAAAUCUCAAAAUGAACCCCCUCGAACCAUUGGCCAGGAAGGACCGAAAUGAAACCCGAAAAGACCGUGAGCAUCGUCAUCUUGUUGACCGUAGGACUGCCGAGUUUCAGUGGCUAAAGUUAAAAAAUGUGACCUCUGGAGAUUGAGGAAGAACGGGUGCAACGAGCUCCUUUCAAAAUUCCUCCUGUCCAGUUUACAUGGGAGUAGAUGGGGUCGUGAGCGGGUGUUGCCGGCGUAUCAGUGCAUUUCCAGCCAAAACUAUUUGUCUAACAGCUUCAGCAGUGUUAUCACUGCGACCCCAUCGGAUUUACCUACGUUUCUAUCGAUAAGUUAUUUCUGUAGAGUGACAUUUGUGGCCUUGAGAGCAGUUUACAAAUGUAUUUUACGACAAAUUUUCUCUCCCUCUACACUCCAACAUUCUACCAAUACACACCCAUUCAUUUUUUGGCAUGUCUUUUGGCGAUUUAUCGGCAAACUGUUUGGCGAAACGCUUAGAAAAGUCACAGCAAUAAUGUCCCGGCCGAGCCGCACGUUUUGAUGCCUUUUUUGUGUACGUGUGACCAAAACUGCGGGAGGAGUAGUCGACCGAAAAACGUACGGAACGAUAAUAAUAAGUGUGGUGAAUAGUAGUAGUGAGCUUUCCAGGCACACUAAUAAAAGUUUACACGCAAAAAAUAGGUCAAAAUAAUCUGUGGUGUUUUUACCAUAUCGUGGAAACCUUAUGAACCACUGUAAGUGCUGGCCUACAAAUCUUGUUUGGUACAGACCCCCAAAAGUUUAUUAUUAUUAUAUUAUUUUAUAGGGACAGAUACAGUGAGCAUAGACAGACUGAAAACAGCUAUCUAAUGCAAGUAUCAAACUGUUUUGCAGAUGUGAAUUCUCAACACCCUAGAGGGGCUUUUAUGGAAAUAAGAGGUUAAAACAGGAAGGUAAAAAAAAGAGUAAACAGUAAGACUUUACAAUUGCCACUUGAAGCUGCUCUGGUGUUACUAGCAGAGAGUCAAUUUAAACCAAGCUUUACAUAGUGAUGAUCAAUAAAAUGUUCAACGCUUAAUGCGACAAUCAUGGUACCUUGUUUUGCUUUUUGUCCAAGAUUUUAAAGGCCUGAUUAUAAAGACACACUAUGGAUUUAACUACAGACUUGUUGGCCUGGAACCAGGUAGUUAAAGAUAUAAGUGUGAAAAUAAUUGAAUUUUACAGGCACCGAGGCACAAUCAAAUGAUUUCUGGUAUCACUUCUUGUUCUUCUAUCUUGUUUUGUAAGAGAGGUGUUGACUCUUGAAAUGUUCUAAAUUGCUGUUGGAUCAUGGCUCAUCAUUGAGCUGAGAAUGAAACGACACACCCCCUUUGCCUGUGCUGCCAUCGGCGUCACUCUGGCUUGUUUGCAUAGCUGGUCUGCUCCGUGUGCAGAUGUAUUUCAACUAACGCAGAGUCGGUGAUUGUUGGAAUGGUGGAAAGAAUAACAAAGACUGUCUUAUUUUGUUUCUGCCCUCUUUAAAUUAAAUUAUAAUUAAAUGUGAGGUAAGUUUUUUUUUCCUAUGGAGUUGUGAGUGAUGGGGAUGUCCUUUCCUCAAUGUUGAACACUUAGAACCACAAUCUGAGCCUGUCAGAACGUGUUUGACGGGCACAUUUGUCCCAAAGGUUUAACGUCACACUUAAAUUGCGACCACUGGCCAAUAUUAUUACAUCCAACUCUUGGAAUUACGGAUUUAUUUUGGCCGAACCAGCGUUGGUAAUUGUUAGAAAGACUAACCAAGUCGGUUUUUGUGAGUUUUAUUUUGUUUCUGUCCUAUUGUUUUGGUCUGAGAUGCUGGUGCUCCAGUGUGACAUCCAGAGGCAAGUGACUUCUGUAUAUAUAAACUUUAAGACCAUCGCAUUGUAAAUCAUUUGAACCCUAAUAGUGACUCAAUCUGUAUUUUGUUACAUUAACUAACAUCUAUCUAACCUUAUAAUUGCACUUUUGAGUACUGGGGGUUCAAUUGAGGCUGUCAUUAACUACCAGCAUUCAGCAAUUUUUUUUUACAGUCGUUUGAUUCUUCCAGUAUGAUCUAUAAUUGUGAUGUUCUGAAAUGGACAUUGCUGGUUUCAGAUGUUAAAUUUUGUAAUGAGCUUUGUCUAUCUGGUGGUGCCAGUCUCAACUAUUUCCAACAGAGAUGAGAAUGGAAAGGAAAUAAAUGAGUUUGUGUCUGUUUCCUGUUAACAGCAGUGUUCUCUUUAUCUGUGCGUGGUUUCUUUUGCCUCCUCUGUUUUGUCUUGCUAGUGAAGACCAGGAAGUGAAAUAGACCAAAUGAAUGUUUAUCCAACAAGAAAUACCAGAGUGGACAACUAAAGACACAACCUUCCAGAUGAUGGAUUUUACCCAUCCAAGAAGAUGAAGUUGAGUCUCAUUCAAUAACCCCAUCCUUUGUUUUUUUUUUUUAACUUUUCAGCUUUGCAUUACUAUCGAAGCGUUGUGUCCCUUCUCCUGCUCCAGGGCCCUUAACAAGGAAGCUUUCUCUUGAUUGGCCAGCAGGAGGCCUCCUUGCAGUUGGUUCAACUGAAAGCCCAGCUAGGACCUACACAGAUACAAGGCUCUCGCUGUUGGCAGCUGAGCCGCAAGCUUUACAGCAAACCUCAACACACCUACAUACUGACAACACCUCCUUCCCCGAGUGUUGCAGCCAUCAAUCUCCUUAACCUUCUGAAGAUACCAAACACAAUGUCCAAUCCCCUGUAUAACCCCAAUGCCUCUGGGAACCAAACUUCUACCCAGGGGCAGUAUGGACUUUCGAAUAUACAGGCAGGCAAGGACCCUCGGACGGUAUCUUCUCAACGUGGAUCCAGUUUCGGGAUGGCCUCCUACCCAAUGUCCUCAACCUCUGCCUCUCUGGGACAUAGACACUCGGAAGUUGAAAGUGGCAGUAGCUCCUUGGACUGGUCAUCAAACUACAAAAGACCCACUGCUUAUGACUCUAAAUAUUAUUCAUCUGCUUCGUCUAGCUAUGCAAACAGUGGUGACAGCAGUUUUAAUGCUUCCAGAGAAAAAGAACAUGAUAUGCAGUCUAUUCCGGGGUUAGGAGGUUAUGACUAUCCAGUGCCAGACAAACCUGCAGCCCCCAUAGAGUCUUGUCAACCCCAAUACACCUCUGAAUCAGCGUCUAACAUCCUACUGCAAUUUGGACUUGAAAAAGAGGACCUUGAUUAUCUUCUCUCCUACCCCGAGGACCAGAUCACUCCUGCUAACCUGCCGUUCAUCUUGCGCCAAAUCUGCAUUCAGAAGGACAAGAUGGCUACAACGGCAGCUCAGCCAAAACCAUACCCCGAACCCCAACCCACCAGAAGCAUGAGUGGAGGGGCAGGACUGCGCAAGAAAGAGAUGUCAUCUGCUGCUCGCCAGCCAAGUAAAGUAAUUGACUAUGGACAUACUGGUAAAUAUACUGGAGAGGUUGGGGAUGAAAUUGGAAGGACCAGGUGCAGUAGAGCUAACAGUGGUGGACGUAUGUUGCCGAUGGACACUUCCGAUAGUAGCAGACACAGUCGAGAUCCACUGCCAAAAACUACAACGGAGGCGAAAAGCAGAGCCUUGGGUUCUUCACAUGAGCAGGCGACUUCUGUUCCCAGUCUCAGGUCUUCGUACAGUUCAGUACUGAAGUCUGUGGCUCCCCCGAGCAAUGAUCAGACCAAACGAUUGCAGACCUCCAAACCUGUUCCUUCAAAAGAACCAGAGGCACAUCACCAGUCAGCAUUGAGGACCAAACCAACCAGCACUAUGUUGCAUGGUAUGCACCCCAUCCGACCUGGACUUCUGCUCACUAGCAGUAAUGACACCAGGGGCUCUAAGGAUCAGAAUAAAACUCGAGUUCAAGGGUCAGCAGUUCCUGAGCGAUUGAAAAAGCAAAAGACCCAGCAGCAGAGGCUGAAAAGGCAAAUUAAGCAAAAAUUGAAGCGGCAGCAGAAAAAGCAGCAAUUGCAGAUGGGGCAAGCGAUGGGGCCUGCUGCAAAAUCAGUUCCCCCUGCUUCACUCAUCCCCAGCCUCUCUGAUGCCUCAUGGGCCAUGCAACAUCCAGGCAAUCCUCGCCCCAUCGUCAUUCCUCCAGCUCUGUCUCAGUCGCUCCCAACACUGAGCAAGCAGCCUCCAGCAAAGGUCUCCAAGCAUCUGCCAACGCUGGCCAUGAUGCAUGACUAUGCAGCGGCCUCACCGAGAAUCUUUCCACAUACCUGUUCUCUUUGUUACAAAGAAUGUACUCAUAUGAAGGAUUGGCUCUCCCAUCAGAACACCAACCUUCACCUUGAGAACUGCAAUCUCCUCCGAAGAACAUACCCAGAUUGGGAUGGUCAGAUAGCGCUCGCACCCAGGACUGCAAGUAAAGGUGUCAAGCCCGCAGCCUCAACCUCUGCACAGACUUCCCAGUAUCGCCACCAGAAAACCAGCCAUGAAAGUCGCUCCCGUUCCCACUCGUUCAGCCCCAGCGUCCAGGGUAGAAGGGAGAAAAGCUGUAUCCAAUCACAAUCACCGCACAGUUCCAGAUACACCCGCAGGUCUCGGUCCCGGUCUCGUUCUCACUCCCCACGAUAUGACUGCCCGACCUCCUUCCGCUAUCGGUCACGUUCAAGAACCCCUGAGAGACGAUUGUUGCCAAGGUUGAAAGAUGAGAAAUGGUCCUCACCAAGGAGGAGUGGCGAGAGAAAAUCAUCUCCAACAUGGAGUCGUGAAAGAAGAUCGUCAUCAUGGAGGAGUGAUGACAGACAAUUGUCACCAUGGAGGAGUGACGAGAGACAAUCGCCACCAUGGAGGAAUGAUAACAGACGAUCGCCACCAUGGAGGAAUGAUGACAGACGAUCUUCUCCAAGAUGGAGUUGUGAGAGAAGAUCGCCACCAUGGAAGAGUAACGAGAGACAAUCACCACCAAGGAUGAGCCAUGAAAGGCGAUUCCCCACGGAGGGAUCAUCCUUUCAAGGAAAGAAGUCAAGGAACGCAAAGAGAUGGGCAAAGAAACUGCUGAAAAAAUCAGAGGUCCACACUCAGUCUAACCUUGAUGUUGUGGUUAAAACUCUGGCUCCUGCUUUACUGGCUGAGCUAGCUAAGAUGAAGUCCUCAUCUUCAUCACCAUCCUCUACAGCAAAGGUGUGGACAGCAAAUCCCUCUAAAGCAAAGCGCGCUUUGCAGAAGGGCAAGACAAGUUCUUUCACAAAGACUAAGACUGGUAAAUCUUUACCUCUAGUCAUGGUGAGGCUCGAAGGGAUUCAUAGUUCUCUCUCACAAAAUGAUGUGGGCGCUGCUGUCAAGCAAUUUGGAAAAACCAAGUCAGUUGUACUGUUUCCGUCCAAACAGGAGGGAAUCGUGUGUUUCGACAAAGCGGAAGACGCCAAGAAAUUGAGGGGAGUAAAGCACCUCAAUGUGAAAGGAAUUGCAGUCACUGUUGUCAGAGAAAAGGGAACUGGUUCUAUGAAGCGAAAAAAAAAACCCGCCACAUCCAGUCAGUCCACUCCCACGAGAAAGGUUCUUCUUCCUACACCUAACAUUUCUCUGAUUAAACUGCCUCUAUCCUCUGGAGCCACGAAAGCUACAGCAGGAAAACUUGCCAAUCAGAAGAUUGCGCCUAAAGGCUCAGUUAAAGGCACUAAAGCGAAAGUGUUGGUUUCCAAAGCGAAAAAAGUCUCAACCAAGCAGGUCACUAAAAAGGUAAAAACAGGAAAGUUGCCUGCGAAGGGACCUGUUAAAAAGGCUGCGGUAAAGCGGAAAAGCUCAAAGUCCACUGCACAUGCACCAGAGACCAAGACUGAUGCUCCACGAGUGCAACAGCCGGCUGCAAGAAUCUCCACUGAAGCUGCUGUGGAGGUAAUGCUGCAAGGUGGAGGGGUGGAGACAAAAACAAUGCAAAAAGAUCCUGUGACUGAAGUGAUGUCAAAAAGAGGUGCAACAUCAGCUAAGGAUGCAUCCGCUGUAUCCUUAUUUGAUCUCAACCAGGGUCAAGAUGAUUUCUCAGAUGACAGUGAGGACAAUUUCAACAUGGAUGACUUUGUCACUGUUGAUGAAAUUGGUGAUGAUGUGGAAGACACAAGUCCAGAGUCUACUGAAACCCCUUCCUCCCCUGGUCAUAAAGCACAACAAAGGACGACAAAAUCUCCAUUUAAAGCAUCAAAUACCACAUCCAGUUGUAGUACACACUUGUUUUAUGCUGCAUGCGAAAGGGAAAUGAUAACAUCAGCAGUAACUGUCGAAGCGUCAGUAGAGACUCACCUGGAGUGGCUUAGAGAAGAAGCAAAAGCCACAGAGGGCGCAGUAACAAAGUUUGACCACAAGAUGUCAGCAGAGGGUGUUGCUGCUAAAACUGUUGGGUCAGAGACAAAAAUAGAAACCACAUCAGAGAUGCAUUCACCUUCACAGCGACAAGGGUAUGAGUUUAGUCAAGUCCAAAGUCUGGACAUUGAUGUUAAUGUUGAAACACUCAAAGACCCGAAUAAAAGCAAAGAGGAAGGAAAAGAUGAUGAUGUUGACAAACAAACAAAGGAGGAGGAGGAGGAUGAAAACUACCAAAUCCUCAAUUCACUAGAUGAUCGAACAGAUGAACAGAUGGAUAAUGAGGAGCAUUAUGGGAGCUCUGAACUCAAGCAAUCUGAACUUGAGGAAGGCAAGACUUUGCAUGAGGAAAGCUAUCAGGUCUUGGACAGUGUUGACAACGAAGACCAAGACUUCCAAGAGGUGAACCGUAAAAUUAAAAUGGAUGGUUCUUUCCAAGUGCUGAACAGUGCUACCGAAGACCAAGCAGCAACAAGUCAAGAGGACAGGCUCCUGGUCCAAGAUGGCGGUUCCACAGUGAAACAACUGUCUGAAGAAGAUGCAGUUCCAGUAGUCGACAAAUCUGAUGAUGCAGUUAAAGAUCAGGAGAUACAUAACAAAGACAAGUUGGAUACAGGUGGCAAACAAGCUUCAAUGAGCAAUGGUGAUGGGAAGACAAAAGAAGAAGAAGAAGACAAAGGGAAAUUGCUUAAGGUAGAAUCUUGCAAAGUCUUCAAAGAUGUGGAAAAUCCUGAUGGCCAAAUCCCAAAUGAAGACCAGCCUCUUCAAGACUGUAACUAUGAUUGUACUGAACAAGAAACCUUUGAGAUAUUGGAUUCAGUUGAUGAUCAGACUGCAACAAAAGAUGAACUUGAAACUCCCAAUGACCAGCUAUCUAAAGGUGAGCUUAGGUCCAUAGAAGAAGAGAAAGGCACAUAUCAGGCAACUGAUACUUUGGGAGAUCAGCCACUGACCACAGAGUCAGAGAAGGACAACAUGGAAAGAAGGACUGAGAAAUGGGAGGCCACUGCUAGAAAAGAUGGUGGACCAUCAAAAAGGAGUGACCCCAAAACCACAACAUCCAAAAGUGAAGAAGUGACAUCACCAAAGAAACAGCACAGGAAUGUUAAAAAGUAUGACACACGGAAGAAGAGGCACACCACUGCAGGAGUUUCUAAAAAAGACAAGGAGACCACUGAGGGGAUGAUGUUUGAGAUAGUGGAUUCUGUUGAAGAUGAAUUGGUUCAAGAUUCUGCCACCACAGAAACAUCUACGUAUGAAAUAUUGGACUCUGUGGAGGACAACGUUAAGGAUGAUAGGCCUGCUACAGGACUCAAAGGUAAAAGGGGAAGACCAAAGAAAGAGAUGAAAACAACUAAGAAAGACACAAUUAAGUCCCAAAUUAAUACUGCAACACCUGAAGAGGAAAAUAAACUAAAUUCACCCAAGAAACACUACAAAACUAGCCCCGUGGUGAACCUGGUGAAUGGGAGGGGAGGGGACACCAAGGAGACACUGGAGACCCGCCCACUCCACCAGAACGAAUCAGAGGACUCUUUGAACCCAGAGACUUUGGUGACUUUAGAUGAAGCUGGCGAUGAUGAUGAGGAAGAGCAGCCGCAUGCAGAGCAACCUGAGAAAACAUCAAGAUCUGCUAAACGCAAACACGGUGACGAUACAGAGGAAAGUGUGAACUUUGUGAUCGUAGACGAGGUGGAAGAGGAGGAGGAAAACAAAUCCGUUACAACCAAGACAAGAGGCCGAGCUGAGAAGAGAACCAGAACCGGAACCAGACAGACCCCCGUGAGAAAUACUACCAGAGGGAAAAAAGUGAGCGUAAAAGACGAGAGACAAGAAGUUGACGUACUGCCUCCCACUUCACUCGAUGCCUCCUCGUCAUUGGACAAAGAUCCGUCUACGUUGUCGAGCUGCGACCAGCUGAAGGUCCAAAAGACUGAGACUGAGGAGGAAGCAGCGAGCCAAGCUGACAGUGAUGCUGCCUCAGCUGAGCAGGAGCUGCAGUCAGAGCGCCCUGAGAACCAAACACUGGAGGGAGGCGUGGAGGAAGGAGAGGAGGAGAAGGAAGGAUGGAGCAGGGCAGACAUUAAAGUUGUGAGUAAACAGAGGAGGGAACUUGUCGGACCCGAGGCAAAGAGAUCUCGUUCUCAGUCUCCUUCUGUCGCUGCUGACCUCAAACUGCCGGCAUUCAAACCCAACAACCCCCUCGGUCGGGAGUUUGUGGUCCCCAAAUCUGGGUUUUUCUGUAACCUCUGCUCUGUUUUCUACCUGAACGAGAGCACAGCCAAGGACCUCCACUGCAGCAGCCAGAGACACUACGACAACCUGCAGAAACAUUAUCAGAAGCUUGAACAGAAACCAUCAACGAGUUCAACACGAAGUUCUCAAGGCUCUGUGUCUGAUUGAUCCCAACUUCAUCUACUGAUUAUUUUUCCUUUGGUUAAAAAAUGUGAAAAAGUGAAACAUCUGCAAUUCUACCUCCCUCCAACUCUACAGUUUUGGUGCCUUGCUCCGCCCUGUUACGCUGCAUCAUUCAUAUUCUGAAAACUGGAAACAGGAGGAGAGUUUCAUCAGGAACUCUUUUACCCAUCAAUAAAUUAAAACAAAUAAAAAAACAAAUAAAAACAAAUAAAAAAGAGCACUUGCAGUCGUGAUGCAUUUAUGGUCAAACAGCUUAGUCAGGGUCAGGAUUACCAUGUUUUAUUCACUGGAAGGGCAUCUUUGAGGGCACUUUAUAACGUUUUAUCUACCAUAGAGGCAUACAAGAGGGUCCACCAGUCGUCUAAAUUAAAGUACUUUCUGUUUGGCACAGUAGUGAAAUAAAUCACCCAUGUCUCAUUUAAGUAAUAAGUCUAUACUCUUACAUUUCAUCAUUAAAUCUAAUAACAUUUUGACAUGUCUGACGCAGCAUGUAGCACCUUUUGUGAAGGAUGAACUGUUUCUAUGGGAGCCUCUGAACUUGUUUUUAAAAUGGUAUAUAAGAAGCCUGGAAUUUAAUGUUGUACAUGAUGUAAAAAGACAAUCAAACCAGUUGAGGGUGUUUGUCUCUCAAGGACAGUUUCUUAUUGUUUCUAGUUUUUUGAGAGAAUAUUUCAUGUAAACAAUAAAAAUCAUAGAAAUGA